CAGCAUUCGAUAUUCAAAACAGUGAAAUUCGACUCGCAUGCUUCUGAGUUUGAUUCAACAUGUGGCUGUUUCGACGUCGCUCGAGGGAGGUUCGCGAGCAAGGGCCGGCCAUCGUGGCGACGGCUGACGGAGCCACACCCACGGUGCAAUUCAUGUCGCACAUGUACAACACUAUGCCGAGGAAACGGAGCGUCUUUACCUGGCUAUGGACGAAGACCGGGCAUAGAGACCGGAUGAAGAUACCCGACCCGGGUGGUGAGAUGCAGGUCAUGCUCCCCAACCAGGGCUUGGACCAGAUCAACUCCGGGGAGUUCUGCCUCCUGGCUGAGAGUCCAUAUCGGAUACUACGGGCGGCGGAGAGCGGGAAUGUGGAGGAUUUUAUGCGGCUGUACUUCAGCGAACCAUCACGUCUGUCGGUCCGCGACGCACGGGGCCGCACCGCGGUGCACCAGGCUGCGGCUCGGAACAACACGAACAUACUUCACUUCAUCAACAACUGCUCUGGUGAUCUAAACUGCCGUGACAAAGCUGGUAACACGCCUCUGCAUGUUGCUGUAGAAAACGAAUCCUUGGAUGCUAUAGAGUUCUUACUACAAGCGGAAGUCGAUACCAGAAUAUUGAAUGAGAAAUCACAAGCUCCAAUACAUCUGGCCACUGAAUUGAACAAGGUAUCAGUACUCCAAGUGUUCGCUAAAUACAAGAGCCAGUUUAACGUGAACUUGGGUGGAGAACACGGCCGCACUGCGCUGCACUUCGCUGCCAUACACGAUCACGACGCCUGCGCUAGGAUUCUGAUAUCUGACCUAGGCGCGGAAUGGAAGUUAUCAUGUAAUAAUGGUUACUAUCCUAUACACGAGGCCGCGAAGAAUGCGUCAUCCAGGACCAUGGAGGUAUUUCUUCAGUGGGGUGAAUCUAGAGGAUGCACGAGAGAAGAAAUGAUCUCCCUCUACGACAACGAAGGCAAUGUGCCCCUCCAUUCUGCCGUACACGGUGGGGACAUAAAGGCGGUGGAACUAUGUCUGAGGUCCGGAGCGAAGAUAUCCAAGCAACAACACGAUCUGUCUACGCCUGUGCAUCUUGCUUGUGCCCAAGGAGCUCUGGACAUCGUGAAGUUGAUGUUCGAAAUGCAGCCAAAGGAGAAGCUGGCUUGUCUCACAUCGUGCGACGUGCAGAAGAUGACGCCUAUACACUGCGCCGCCAUGUUCGACCACCCGGACAUUGUGAAUUACCUCGCCGAAGAGGGGUCCGAUAUCAACCCGCUGGACAAGGAGCGCAGGUCGCCGCUGUUGUUGGCUGCUCUUAGGGGCGGCUGGAGAACUGUUCAUACUUUGAUUCGCCUCGGAGCCGACAUUCAGCUGAAGGAUAUAAACUCGCGGAACGUCCUCCACCUCGUCGUUAUAAACGGUGGGCGCCUCGAGGACUUCGCCGCCAGUUGUAAAAACCGAUGUGAAAAAAGCCUGGCGCAACUUCUGAAUGAAAAGGACAGCACGGGCUGUUCCCCGCUCCACUACGCAAGCAGAGAGGGACACAUCAGGUCUUUAGAGAACCUCAUUAAACUCGGAGCUUGUAUCAACCUUAAGAACAACAACAAUGAAAGUCCUCUACAUUUCGCUGCAAGGUACGGCCGCUAUCACACCGCAUGUCAAUUACUGGAUUCUGAUAAGGGAACGUUUAUCAUCAACGAAAGCGACGGCGAAGGGCUGACUCCUCUUCACAUUGCAUCUCGAGAAGGGCACACUAGGGUUGUACAAUUGCUGCUGAAUCGUGGAGCGCUUCUACACAGGGACCACAACGGUCGCAACCCUUUGCAUCUAGCUGCCAUGAGUGGGUAUACCCAAACUAUUGAGCUACUGCAUUCCGUACAUUCUCACCUCUUGGACCAAGCUGAUAAGGAUGGGAAUACACCGUUACAUCUGGCUACGAUGGAGAAUAAGCCUAAUUCUAUAGCUCUGUUAUUGUCUAUGGGGUGUCGGUUAAGCUACAAUAACUUGGACAUGAGUGCUAUCGACUAUGCUAUUUACUACAAGUUCCCGGAAGCAGCCCUUGCUAUGGUGACUCAUGAACAAAGGGCCGAAGAAGUGAUGUAUCUGCGUUCUGACCGCCAUCCCUGUGUCACACUUGCCCUGAUCGCGUACAUGCCACGUGUAUUCGAGGCUGUGCAGGACAAGUGCAUCACCAAGGCCAACUGCAAAAAGGAUUCCAAAAGUUUCUACAUUAAGUACUCAUUCAAAUUCUACCAACGCUCCACCCGAGCUUUGAGACAGGUUAUGAACGACCCAAAGUAUCGGCCAGAACCGUUGCAUGUGAUCAACGCAAUGGUUGCUCACGGUCGAGUUGAGCUUCUAGCUCAUCCAUUAAGCCAAAAGUAUUUGCAGAUGAAAUGGAACUCGUAUGGGAAAUAUUUUCACUUGACUAACCUCCUAUUUUAUAGUUUCUUCUUAACUUUCGUGACUGUUUACACUUAUUUACUUAUGAUGCAAUCGUCCCGUAAACUAACUUCAAAUGGUGACACUACUAGAGGAAACCAAAGUGAUAUUCAUCCAGUGACAGAUUUUGAAACCAUGGUUGCUCUUUACUCGAUCACAGUUGGCAUAUUUUUCUACAACUCUUGCUGCUUGUUUCGAGAGCUGUAUAACAUAAAACAACAGAAGUGGCAUUAUAUUGUCGAUCCAUCUAAUUUUGUCUCCUGGAUGCUGUAUUUCAGUUCGACUUUGAUGGUUCUACCAUCGUUCUUAACACAUUUUACGGCUAUUGUGGAUGUACAGUACUCUGCUGCAGCGAUAACAGUAUUUCUCUCCUGGUUUGAGUUGCUACGUCUACUACAACGGUUCGACCAAGUUGGCAUCUACGUGGUCAUGUUCCUGGAGAUUUUACAAACGCUCAUCAAAGUCCUGAUGGUCUUCUCCAUACUUAUUAUUGCGUUUGGGCUGUCUUUUUUCGUUCUUUUGUCCAAAGGUCAUCACUUAUCUUUUAACAGCAUCCCCAUGUCUUUGAUGCGUACCUUCGCGAUGAUGUUAGGCGAAAUCGACUUCGUGGGAACUUACGUGCAGCCCUAUUAUAAAUCUGAUUCUGACGUUAUGCUACCCUUUCCUUUACCAACGUUUCUCAUGCUCGCGAUAUUUAUGGUCCUCAUGCCGAUUUUGCUGAUGAACUUGCUGAUUGGUUUGGCGGUUGGUGAUAUAGAGAGUGUGAGACGGAACGCACAGUUGAAGCGCUUAGCUAUGCAAGUUGUACUUCACACCGAGCUAGAACGUAAACUCCCAGCAUUUCUCUUGGAACGAGUCGACAAGGAAGAACUUAUUGAAUAUCCGAACAAUAAAAAAUGCAAGCUCGGAUUCCUCGAUCUGAUCCUACGCAAAUGGUUUUGUAACCCCUUCACUGAUGAUGUUGGCUUAGACCUGGUUCUGGAGAGCAGCGAGGAUUUCAUAACUGGCGAGCUUGACAAGCAGAAACGACGUCUUCGUGAAAUGUCGCAAAUGAUAGAACAGCAACACACCCUUGUCAGACUUAUUGUCCAGAAAAUGGAGAUAAAAACCGAAGCUGACGACGUUGACGAGGGUGUAUCUCCGGCUGACACCAGACUUGUUCCUCGCUGGAGUUCUCCUCGCAUUAGGAAGAAGUUGAGAUCAGCGUCAUCCUUCAACAAGAGUGGUUGACUGCCAGUGAUCAAUGAAGUUUCAGUUCCAUAAUACCCGUUUUAUCCAGAACACCUGAUUCAAUAAGUGCAAGCUUAGUCCAAAUUUC
This is a messenger RNA of Aricia agestis (brown argus), 3744 nucleotides long. RefSeq names its product transient receptor potential cation channel subfamily A member 1 (gene TrpA1). NCBI's taxonomy places the organism in Eukaryota, Metazoa, Arthropoda, Insecta, Lepidoptera, Lycaenidae. Gene Ontology annotation, biological process: monoatomic ion transport; transmembrane transport. The transcript has 22 exons. Gene Ontology annotation, molecular function: monoatomic ion channel activity; protein binding. The record is from RefSeq and is a predicted model, not a curated record. Gene Ontology annotation, cellular component: membrane. The coding region runs from base 60 to 3656 and encodes 1198 amino acids.